Huiozyma naganishii CBS 8797 is the source of this 1551-nucleotide messenger RNA. It is a transcript of the gene YHK8, whose product is annotated as Yhk8p. The record is from RefSeq and is a predicted model, not a curated record. The coding region runs from base 1 to 1551 and encodes 516 amino acids. Lineage: Eukaryota; Fungi; Ascomycota; Saccharomycetes; Saccharomycetales; Saccharomycetaceae. Gene Ontology annotation, cellular component: membrane. Gene Ontology annotation, molecular function: transmembrane transporter activity. The transcript has a single exon. Gene Ontology annotation, biological process: transmembrane transport.
AUGAGUUCCGUUUUAUUAUCUUUACGAGGGAAACAGAGUGAGAGCGAGGUUUGUUCAAGUAUGGAAUCGAGCGAUUGCAGUGUACAAGCGGAACAUUCCCUUGGGUAUGGUAAGGAGACAGUGAAUGAUGGCACUGCUAUCAACUACGAGGUGUGUUUCAACGGCCCGGAUGAUGAGGCAGACCCAGAAGAUAUUGCGCGGCGCCUGUCAAUGUACAGGAAAUACUACAUAGCCGUGCUGAUUACCGUGACGUCGAUGGUGAUUACGAUGAUAUCUUCGUGUUGGACGUUUGUAUCCCCGCACAUCAUUGAGAAGUUCCACGUAUCCCGCGAGGUGAGCGUCCUCGGAAUCAUGCUCUACGUGUUUGGGCUUGCCUUUGGUCCGCUGUUCCUGUCGCCCAUCAGUGAGCUGUACGGCCGGCGGGCAACGUUCAUCUUUUCCCUGACACUGAGCAUAGUGUGGCAAUGUCUGACGACUUGGUCGCGGACCCUCACUGGUGUGAUGUUUGGUAGGUUUCUCAGUGGGUUCUUCGGAUCCAGCUUCCUCAGCGUUGCUGGAGGCGCCAUCAGCGAUAUAUUCCUCAAGUCGCAGAUCACGGUGCCCAUGUCCCUCUACACCACUGCCGCGAUGAUGGGACCGUCCUUGGGGCCCAUCAUAUCGGGGGCACUGUACACGGUGGACUUCAGGUGGACGUUCGUCACGUUUAUUAUUGCGUCCGGUGUAUGUCUCGUUGCCAUUGUGGUGACCAUCCCGGAGACGUACAGACCGCUACUACUGAUCAAUAAGGCAAGGAGAUUUCGCAAGGAAACUGGGGACGACAGGUAUUUCGCCCCCCUCGAGGUGACAAGGAGGGAGACAAGUUUCCUCUCUGCGGCGCUACUCUCUUCAAGAAGACCCUUCAUGUUGCUCUUCAGAGAUCCGAUGAUGGCCGUGCUAUGUUUCUACACUGGACUCGAGCUGGCGAUUAUCUACCUAUAUUUCGUCGCAUUCCCGUACAUCUACCAAACGUUGUAUAGGUUCACCGUGAUGCAGUCCGCGUGUAUGUACAUUGGACUCAUGGUCGGCAUGAUACUUGCGACACCGACAUCAGUGCUGAUCCAGCGGCGAUACGAGGCAAAAGUUGCUCAAAACGGCGGGGUCUCCGUCCCUGAGAUGCGGUUCGACCCACUGUUCUACGGGGCGAUCCUCUCCCCCGUGGGACUGAUGAUCUUCGCAUGGACACUGUACUCGCACGUCCACUGGAUCGGGUCCAUGAUUGGGAGCGCCCUCUUCGGUGCAGGCGUCCUGUACGUGUUCAUCGGAAUUUUCAACUACACGGUCGACGCGUACAGGAGGUACGCAGCAUCUGGGAUGGCGUGCAACUCAUUCGUCCGGUGUGUCAUGGCGGGCGUGUUCCCGCUGUUCGGCCUGCAGAUGUACGAGGGAAUGGGCAUCAACUGGGCCUCGUUUCUCAUCGCCAUGUGCACUUUGGCCAUGGUCCCCGUGCCCUUCCUGUUCAAGCGCUACGGCGCGUACCUCAGGUCCAGGUCACCGUACGCGUGGGACGAGUGA